AUGGGUGCCCUGAAAACUGUCAGUUUGGUGAUACUGGCGAUCUCAGUAUUCACCUUUAUCGCGCUAUUUGGCAGGCUGCCGGCUUUCCGGAAAACUCCGGUUGCGCUGCUUCAUCGGGCUCUGUGGGUGCAUCUUCCUAAUGGGAUUGCCGCUGUCGACAAUCGCCUAUUCGGCGGGAGGGUAGUGCUAUGCUGGAAUCGAUCUGGCAGUUAUAUAUUGAAGGAAAAUCAUCCGCUAGUUUUGAUCUUCUUUGUUUCAUUACUGGUCAUUGGCGAAGGUCUUUUUGUUCCAGCAGCAUGGCCUCGACUGUCGAGCUUUCAUCAAUUCGCAGUACCAGUGGCUGUCAUCCUGCCAUAUCUUCUGCUCUACAAAUGUGUUGUGACCAAAUCAUUCAUCACAGCAGAGAACCACGAGGAAGAGAUGAAACGUUACCCGUACGACCGAGUUCUCUUCCACCCGGGUCAUCGUUGUAGCACGUGUGACUUCCUGAAGCCAGCUCGUAGCAAGCAUUGCAGCUUCUGCCAGGCCUGUGUCUCACGGCACGAUCAUCACUGUGUCUGGCUGAUGAAUUGCGUCGGGGCCAACAACUGCGUGUACUUCGUCUCGCUCUUGGUCUCGCUUUCUGUCAUGUUGGUCUACGGCAUUUAUCUUGGCUACUCCCUACUCUCCGAGAUACUGAAUGAAUCGGUACCACCCCAAGUAAGAGAAUCCAUGCAAGGCUGGACAGGCUGGAUCAACGCGUGGAGUGUUGUGGUUGCGGCUCAUCCUAGGAUUGGCGGAGUCUUUCUGUUGAUGCUUAUGACUGCCCCGCUGGCAAUCUCCUUUCUGGCAUAUCAUGUUUACCUCAUCUGGGCUGGGGUAACAACCAACGAGAGUGCUAAGUGGUCCGACUUGAAAGAGGACGUGGAAGACGGUUUUGUUUACAAGACAAGACGAAGCCUCAUCUUCGACAGCCGCCAUUCUACAGACUUUUACGAUCAGUCGUGGCCUGUGCAUACUGACCAGAUACUCGUCAUUGAUGAGGAACCCCCGACUGAAGGAUGUUUGUUGGCAUCUGACUCCAAUUGCAUUGCUCGGCGCCCAGCCUCAGACUUACCGCCUGACCCUCGGUGGAAGCGACUCCACAGUAUGAGGGACGUUGACAAUAUCUACGACAUGGGAUUCUGGUUAAAUCUUAGGGAUGUUAUAGGACUCUCUGUUCGUCGACCUAAGGACAUAUUGAGUACUUAG
Molecule: messenger RNA, 1230 nt
Organism: Penicillium bovifimosum
Lineage: Eukaryota; Fungi; Ascomycota; Eurotiomycetes; Eurotiales; Aspergillaceae
Product: DHHC family palmitoyltransferase
Exons: 3
Coding region: 1-1230 (409 amino acids)
Biological process (GO): protein targeting to membrane; peptidyl-L-cysteine S-palmitoylation
Cellular component (GO): Golgi apparatus; endoplasmic reticulum
Molecular function (GO): protein-cysteine S-palmitoyltransferase activity
Source: RefSeq, a predicted model, not a curated record